Drosophila biarmipes is the source of this 646-nucleotide messenger RNA. RefSeq lists its product as uncharacterized. Bases 181 to 534 code for a protein of 117 amino acids. Lineage: Eukaryota; Metazoa; Arthropoda; Insecta; Diptera; Drosophilidae. The record is from RefSeq and is a predicted model, not a curated record. The transcript is spliced from 3 exons.
AGUCGUCUAGAUAUGAAGCUCCCAAUGCUCUGGCCGCUUUGUUUUGUUUAUCAACAAAACAAUUCGAAACACAUACACGUUGUCCCGACACCCACAUAGAACACUUUACUUUAUCUGCCAAAAAGCACAAUUCUAUUUCGUACACAAUCAAUUUAAUGCACUGCUAAACAAAAAUUCGCCAUGGCCGAUGAUGAAGAUAAACCAAAAAAGCACACCCUAGACUCACUCUUCCUGGUGUAUUGCAAUUUCCAGGUUAUACCCACGGACAUUGAAAACGAGGUCUUUGACAGCAUACUCCUCUCUCAACUGGAUGCCUGGCUGGAGCAAGCUAAGCUUAUGCCGAAUCCUAUCACUCGAACCCAAACUGGUCUCAUCUAUAUGCGAUACAAAAAAUGGCGCUUGGAGUAUGAAGACUUUCUGGAGGUUCUCAACAACUUGGCCUCUGAUAACGACCUACUUAUAGACGAAAUGAAGCAGACAAUGGUCGAUGCCGGAGUCCCAAGUGGCGCCGAUAUGGUCGUAGUCGUCAAAUAGAUGGUCUAGUGCAUCCCAGUGGUUCAUUUAUUUACAUAAAAAAGUAUGCAUUCAACAAUCAAAUUUUCGACAGUAACAAUUACAUAAAUAUAAAUCAUUUUGAUUAGUUAAA